UGGGGUGUUCAUUUCCACUUCAACUAUGGCGACCGUCGAAAGGAAAACGAUAGAAAACAUUCGCCAAAUUUCACCAGAAAUGUUAGCCCAAUUAAUUAAUUGCUUCGUUCAUAUUACACUGGAAGAAAAAGAAGAAUUAUCUGGUUGGAUUUGUACGAUUGAUCCUGUAUCUUACACAAUUGUAAUCGCUAAGGACUUAGAAGGGACUCAUGAAGAAAAUAAAUCGGUAGUGUUUGUAAUGGAAAAAGCUGUAAAGCAAAUUUACGUAGUCGGAAAAGUCGGAAAUGAACCAUCAUGGGUUAAGAAUUUUGCAUUCAAGAAAAAAGCAAAUCAUACAGACGAAGAACUCCGUAAACGCAAAGAGAAAUUAAUCAAAUGGUUAGAGAAAAAUCGUGUGCCAAUUCUUGCUGAUUCGGCAGAAACAGAAAACAUCCGAGUUGUUGGAAGUCUGGUAAUAGAGCCACCUUAUGAUGAAAACUCAUGUGAAGGAACAAAUGAAAUAGUUUUAGCGAGGAUAAGAAAGCUGUUGUGUUCCAUGCCUAUAGAAUGAAGAGGCAGGUUAUUAAAGUUUUCAAAUCUUGGUUGCGAUUUCAAAAGGCAGACUAAAAUUAUUUUUGUACCACGCGCAAAUUGCUAAUUAAACUAUGUCACAAAGGGACAUUUCUUGACAUUUGAGUUGCCAUCAACAUGGAAUCAUAUAGUGGAUUUAAAAGUAAAGAAAAUGGAUAUGAAUGUGAUUGUAGCACAGACAAAGUUGAGAAGGUUUCACACCUCAACAAGUUAAAAAUUUUGUGUGAACAAAACAAGGAAUUGAAAAAUCUACUGCAGAUUGAACGAAGAAAAUCGGAAUCCUUAUGAGAACAAUUAAGACUUGGAAGGCCAAUUGAUACAGAAGAGAUUUCGGAAAAUUUCAUCGAACAUAUCAUGAUAAUGAUGAAAGAAAAAUUAGAGGAAAAAGAAAACCAUUUCGUACAUCUCGAGGGCUAACUUAAAAUGAUGAGCGACAAAAUUGCUUCGCAAGAGGAGCAAUUGACGCAAAACGCGUUGGAACAUGAGCAACAAGUUAAACAUUUUUUUUCACUAAAAGUAGUCACGUGAUGCCAGACACAUUUGUCAUGCUUCCAUUUCACGUUCGAUUUUUCAACAAUUAAAAAACGUGAAUACAGCACCAAGCAGUACAAUGACUACAAGAACGAUUUUUUGUGUAUUUUUUCUUAUUUAUCAAAUAUACAACGUGCAGGGGAAGAUGUCGAAAAAAGUCUAUCCGCCAAUGAAAGAGGACAUUCCAUUUAUUAAAUGUGGUGUUUGCCAGAAAAGUUUGAGAUACCUGUUUAGAAAAGUUAAAUCUAUGUGCGAGGACAGUAAAAAGGUUGGUGAAGAAAAGCUACAGGUGUUAGUUGAGAAGACAUGUAACCCAGAGAGAUUUGAAGGAGAAUGGCUGACCAAAUUAGAUAUAGAAGAAAAAAAUAAUGCUUUGAUAUUAUCUGAGCACGAGGAGUUGGGAUCAUGUCAGUCUGAGUGUCGAACUAUAGCUAAAGCAUGUGAUGAGACUAUUGGUGAAACUGACUUGGAUAUUGCUGAAGAAUUGUGAAAAAGUGAAAUGAUACUGUCUCAAAUGAUCAAUCAAGUAUGUCAUGAAGAGACUGGCGCAUGUACCAAAAAUGAAUUGACAUACAAAAGUGGAAACAGAAAGGACGAAACAUUCAAAGCAAUGUCUGAAGAUGAAAGAAAAGCUCAGGAGUACCUAAAGAAAGCAAGUGAAAUGCCUGGAAUGCCAAACAUGCAAUUGUAUUCACGUGAAGAACUGAUGCAACAGCAAGCAGAAAUGGAAGCAAUGCAAAGUCAACAUUCAGAAAAUGAAGUAGAAGAAGUAGAGAAUAUUUCCCAUGAUGAAUUGUCAUUAUGGCAGACAAUUGUUCAAAUGUUUACUAAUUGGUGGAACUGGCUCAAAAAUAUGUUAGGAAUUAAUUCCAAAAUGAUGAAGUCAGCAGAAUUAUGACAAGCACAAUUUUGUACUUGA
Molecule: messenger RNA, 2020 nt
Organism: Xenia sp. Carnegie-2017
Lineage: Eukaryota; Metazoa; Cnidaria; Anthozoa; Malacalcyonacea; Xeniidae
Exons: 3
Coding region: 1601-1999 (132 amino acids)
Source: RefSeq, a predicted model, not a curated record